Molecule: messenger RNA, 1411 nt
Organism: Poecilia latipinna (sailfin molly)
Lineage: Eukaryota; Metazoa; Chordata; Actinopteri; Cyprinodontiformes; Poeciliidae
Product: SLAM family member 9-like
Exons: 5
Coding region: 1-849 (282 amino acids)
Cellular component (GO): membrane
Source: RefSeq, a predicted model, not a curated record
AUGGAGACGCUGCUGACAGCUCUGAUCCACAUUCAGGUAAAUAUUUUCAAUCUGUGUUUUCCAGUGACUCUGGGAUUAUCUGCUGGACAGGAAGUGAAGGAGAAUCUGACAGGAACCGUUGGAGGAACCGUCACUCUACCUGGUGCUGUCACAGAGACAGAGACAGGAUUUCUUUUAUAUGGAAGAACAAUCAUUGCUUCAGUGUCUAACGGUGGACUUAAAAUUAUUGUUAAGAACAUUUACCAGAACAAGCUUCAGUGGAACCGAAGCUCUGGACUCUUUAAGAUCACAAACCUGCAGAGGAACGACUCAGGAAUCUACACAGUUCAAAGAGGCGAAAUUUCUUCUUCAUAUAAUCUUCAGAUUUAUGAUCCAGCACCGACUCCUGCAGUAACAGCUGUUGAUGUGACCUCUGACCUCUGCCUGUUGACCUGCUCUGUGGACAAACCAGCGACUCUGCUGUGGAUCAGAGACCAAGAAAUACAGAACCAGAUCCGCUCUGCUCUGUAUUUAACUGUUACUGUCUGUAAAGAGGAUAGAGCUUCAUCAUAUAGAUGUGCAGCAGCCAAUCCUGCAGAGAACAAGACUGUUGAUGUUAAUGUGACGAUUCUCUGUGGAUUCAACGAGACAGAAACUCUGAAUGACAGAAUAUCAUAUUGGAUCCCAGUUGUUGUCUCAGUCGUGGUUCUAAUGUUUGUUGCUUUUGGAGUCUGGAUGGUCAAACUGAAGUUUCUGGGCCGAAAGGAACCAGCAGGACAAACACAGAACAGAUCAGGAUAUUCGUCUCCUCCAGAAGUUUCUCCUCAGGAAAAUGAUCCAACAUUUACAACAGUCAUUUAUAGAACCUGAAACCAGGAAAAACCUUUAAAAUGUUCCUGUUUUUAAAUGUUUUAUUUUCUCCAGUUUAACUUAUUUUGGUAAAUUAACUGAAGUUUAUGGAAAACAAACUUUGAGCUGAACUGUAGAGAAAACAGAUGCAAUAAAAUCACAUUUAUUUCUAUAGAAUAUUUAUGAACUUUUAUGACAAACUGCUGCUGGCCGAAGCAAAAGAUUCAAACUGAAACAGUCAGAAAAACAUAGAAUCACAUCAAACAGAUCUGCAGAUAAUUCUGGGUUUCCUCAGUGGGUUUCUGAUGAUUUGUUUCUGUUCCCCUUAACGCUCUUUAAAACGAGACGUGUCUCAGUUUAAUUUAGAUCUAGAAAUAAAAUAAUUGUUCUUUUUUCUUGCAUUCAAACUUUAAUGUUUUUAUAUUUAGGGGUAACAGUUCAUCCCAGAUUAACAGUCUGGAUCCGAACAGGAAGCCUUUUGUCCCCAAUACAGACCUGCAGUGACUCCUAGUGGACAGGAGGAGAAACUUCAUUACCGUUCAGUGAUGCACAAACAGCAAAUUACAACAAUAAUUUAAAUGUU